GACGAGAAGUAUGAAAGGAAAAAAAGACUUGGCGAGCAAGAUAGCGAGAUGAGCAACGACGUGGCUGUUCUUUGCUGGAAGUUCGAUGGUCACUAGGACCCGCUAAAAACCUGGUGCAGCCGCUGAUCCUGGCACGUUACUUCCUCGACACACAGCUCCAACCGGACGCACCCUCGGACUUGGCUUUCGUCGCCGUCAGACCUGUAGUUUGAUUCUAUGCCGGAGCUUUUUUUUUAAAUAUAUGAAAGGACGAAAGAGAACCUGGCCCGCAAGCGGGAAAUUGGGGGGGGGGGGGAGCACUUUCCACAUUAAACGGAGCAACUCUCGCCUGACGUGCCCGUCCCCCCGGAACUGCUAUUUCUGACUGUCUCCGACCUCCUCGCCUCUCUCCGGAAUCCGAGUGCGCGAUCGUACCAGGAUGGACGGCGAUAACACAACUUUGUGGGAAACGCUGUUGUACGGUCACCACUCGUGCGGCGGCUGGAAGCCCAGCGUGGAAGGCUCUAUCUACCACCUAGCCAACAUCUUCUUUGCUUUAGGUUACAUGGGCGGCAGCGGCCUCGUUGGCCUUCUCUAUAUCAAUCUUUUCCUGUGCUGUGCUUUCCUCUGCACUUCCAUCUGGGCGUGGACGGACGUGUGCGCCGCCGAUAUCUUUUCCUGGAAUUUCGCCCUGGUGGCCAUCUCCGCUGUCCAGAUCAUCCACGUCGCCUAUCAGCUCCGCAGCGUCUCGUUCCAGGAAGACCUACAGAACCUGUACUGCGCUAUUUUCCAGCCGCUCGGGAUCCCGCUGACUGUCUACAAGAAGUUGGUUACCUGUUGUAAUGUGGUCUCUUUGGAAAAGGAUCACUGCUACGCCAUGGAAGGCAAAACUCCUAUCGAGAGGCUGUCUCUCCUCUUGUCCGGAAGGAUUCGGGUGACGGCGGACGGGGAGUUUUUGCAUUACAUUUAUCCGUAUCAGUUCCUGGAUUCCCCGGAAUGGGAUUCACUCCGGCCAUCGGAGAAUGGGAUAUUCCAGGUGACGCUAACAGCCGAGACUGACUGUCGCUUCGCAGCCUGGAGGAGAAAGAAACUCUACCUAUUAUUCGCCCAUCACCGCCGCAUUUCCAGACUGUUUUCCGUCUUAAUUGGAAAAGAUAUUGCGGACAAACUGCACUCGCUAAACGACAAAUGUACUUGGCACCAAGGAGUCCUGUACUUCAAGACCCACACGACGAGGUUCAGCUUCUUGGUGAACGCAUCGGUAACUCCGACCUACGAUUUCAGCAACGGGACGGGGCUGCUUCCCGGCCAGGCGGCAAGCUGCAACAACUGGAAAGAAAUACACCAUUUGACCUUUCACCUCGCCAACAUCUGCUUCGCCAUUGGGCUGCUUAUUCCCACCACCGUUAAGAUCCACAUGAUUCUGCUCCGCAGCAUGAUAAGCAUAGGCUGUGCACUCUUCAUUGCCUGGGCAGUAUUUUACCGAUGCGCUUUAGAUAUUGUCAUCUGGAACUCAAUGUUUCUUAUUCUCAACAUGAUGCAUUUAAUCUAUCUGUUGUACAAAAAGAGGCCUAUAAAGCUUGAUAAGGAGCUCAAGGUACUUUACAGAAGAAUGUUUGAGCCACUUCAUGUUCCUCCUGAUUUGUUCCAAAGACUCACUGGACAGUUCUGCAGUAUUAUGACUCUUAAAAAGCAUCAGACCUAUGCAGCGGAAGAUAAAACAUCUGUUGAUGACCGAUUGAGUAUCCUGCUUAAGGGAAAGAUGAAAGUUUCUUAUCGUGGUCACUUUCUGCACAACAUUUACCCCACUGCUUUCAUCGACUCCCCGGAAUUCCGAUCAACUCAGUUGAACAAAGGAGAAAAGUUCCAGGUAACUAUCGUGGCUGACGAUAACUGCAAGUUCCUUUGCUGGUCCCGAGAGAGGCUGACUUUCUUCCUGGAGUCCGAAUCCUUUCUGCAGGAAGUAUUUAAGUACCUAAUAGGCAAAGAUAUCACAAACAAGCUGUAUUCCCUGAAUGAUCCAACAAUAAGUGACAAAACUGCCAAAAAGAUAGAGAGACAACCGAGCCUAUGUUCGCAGCUUUCAAUGAUGAGAGUGAGAAACAGUAUGGCCAGUACAAGUGACACCGACGAUGGACUGUCUAGUUUCCUACAUGGUGGUUCUACUGCAUCAUCAAUCCAGAGGUCCCCAUAUUCUAAGACUUCAGGAAAAAUGAGACCCAUUGAGGAGAGUAUUGAGGAUGAUGUCUUUGAGCCACCUUCACCAGUUGUCCAUGCUGCUCCCAACUGGUCCUGAUCUGAGUGUACAAGCUUCUUACAAGCAAGUUUUAUUUUGCCUUUAAGCAGUAAAGUAUUGACACACAGCCAGCUACAGGGACCUUGUAAUGCACACAAAGAUCGAGAAAUUGACAUAUGUUCAUUCCCUUUAUCACCUCAUCACUGUCUGACACUUUCCUGACUGUUGAUUGUUAAAUAAAGCACUUCAACAUAAUAUUGCUUGAGCCUUUGCAAGCAACCAAGUACUCAUUAACACUCAAGGCAUUUCAUUGAAGCACCAUCUCGUUUAAUGCCUUCCCUGUGAAUCACGUUUUGAUUUAAGAUCUGUAAUUGCAAGAAACAUUAAAGGCAGAUUCAUUAUG
Hypanus sabinus (Atlantic stingray) is the source of this 2618-nucleotide messenger RNA. RefSeq names its product blood vessel epicardial substance (gene popdc1). The coding region runs from base 419 to 2275 and encodes 618 amino acids. Gene Ontology annotation, cellular component: sarcolemma. Lineage: Eukaryota; Metazoa; Chordata; Chondrichthyes; Myliobatiformes; Dasyatidae. The transcript has 13 exons. Gene Ontology annotation, molecular function: cAMP binding. The record is from RefSeq and is a predicted model, not a curated record.